Molecule: messenger RNA, 2373 nt
Organism: Oncorhynchus mykiss (rainbow trout)
Lineage: Eukaryota; Metazoa; Chordata; Actinopteri; Salmoniformes; Salmonidae
Product: transmembrane protein 127
Biological process (GO): negative regulation of cell population proliferation; negative regulation of TOR signaling
Cellular component (GO): membrane
Source: RefSeq, a predicted model, not a curated record
UGUAACAUUAAAUCUAAAAAGAAGAAGUGAUGAUGAACAAGGAAACAAUUUUACAGGAAGAUAGCUAGUUACUUGGCUGCCUUUUGUUUUUAGCGUAAUAUCGUUAGUAUGCUUCCUCCUUUGGGCGUUUUAGAUUACUUGAACAGAUUGCACUGACUCCUGGUUGACGGCCAAGUGGGAAUUGGAUGACAAUGUAUGCACCACCGGGUACCACUGUCCCCGGAAGCCGGCGAAGGAGAGGGGGUACUGCACUGCCCAAGCAGCCAGAGCGAAGCCUGGCAUCUGCCCUCCCCGGAGCACUGUCCAUCACGGCUCUAUGUACGGCCUUGGCCGAACCAGCUUGGGUCCGAGUUCAUGGAGGGACGUGUCCCAAGCAGGAGCUUGGAGUGGCUGAUGUCCUGGGAUACAUUGACCCAAAACUUCUGGAGGAUUAUUGUGUGAACUCCCAGACCAUCUUGCUGCUAAGGGUCAUUGCUGCCUUCUGCUUCCUGGGCAUCCUAUGCAGCUUGAUAGCUUUCCUUUUGGAUGUCUUUGGGCCCAAGCACCCUGCCCUCAAGAUCACCCGCAGAUACGCAUUUGCCCACAUUCUCACAGUGCUGCAGUGUGCCACAGUAAUCGGGUUCUGCUACUGGGCCUCAGAGCUCAUCUUGUCGCUACAGCAGCAGCAUAAGAAGUACCACGGAUCACUCAUCUAUGUCACGUUUGCCAUUAGCUUCUACCUGGUGGCGGGGGCUGGCGGCGCCUCCAUUCUGGCCACAGCUGCCAACCUGCUGCGCCACUACCCCACAGAGGAGGAGGAGCAGGCUCUAGAGCUUCUCUCAGAGAUGGAGGAGAGCAGUGAAACAUAUCCUGCCGAUUAUGACAUUGCCAACCAGUUCCAGCCGCCUCCUGCAUACACGCCUUAAUGUAGCCAGCCCGGCCACUUCUUUCUCUUACAUCCAUGCUUCUCUAUGAGCACGUCUAUUGGCCUUGUCUCAACACCUACAGAUAUGUGAUCCAAAAACUGUACCCAAUGGAUAUUCUCUGCAAAUACUCUGCUUUCUAUAAUCAACAUUAACACAAAUGGACACACUUAUUUCUUGAUUGUGGGUGCUUGAGUGCAUGAAAGCUUCCUUUUACGGUGGCAGAGAUUCAAUACUUGAUUCGUGUUUUCACCACUGAAGCUUGGCUUUUAGGAAUUUGCAUGUAUAUGUCAUUAAGGACUUGACCCUUACAUGUAAAGCAAGAGAAACUGGCAAUAUAUGGGGUGUUAUUUUAAGAACUGUUAUACGGUUUGGGUCUACACCUGGUUUAUUGAAUGAUCAGAUAUGGCGUGAGACUCAACAUAGUGUAUGACAGUGUUUUAAGUCAUGGCUUAACAAAGGUCAAGUUCGGAAGUUUGGGCUUUCGAGAGUGUGGCAGUAGUAUUGGGCAUUGGUUUGAAGUGUUAAAUGACCGCUUAACAUCGAUCAUUUGAGUGAAGUCUUUUGACUUGCCUGCCAUGUGAUUAUAAUUGGACAUUUUAUCAGUUAAACCUGAAAGGCACCGAGGUUAAACACACUGAAUUUUAGACAUUUAUUUCUCAAUUGAAAUGGACCAUUAUUUAUUAACUGUCUGUCCCUGCCUGGUGUGGUAACUUUUUUUUUAUGUGAAUGCAAGGCACUGUUUUGCAUUUUAUUUAGUCUUAACAGUUGUGCAGUUCUGAACUUGGAAGUCAAUAGGUUUUCCAUAUUAAGUAAGAUUGGUUAGUCACAGUAGUAGUAAAAAUAGUUAUUUUACAUAAACAUGGCCAGUGAUUGAGGCCCAAAUUGUUAUGAAAGUAAUUAAUGGAAAGCCAUGAGAAAUGUAAAGUUUCUCAUGGUUUUGAAAUGUACGUUAUUCACAUUUUUCAGAUGUUGGACAAAUAGAGGAACAUUAUUUUCUCUUUUUAACAACUGUCAAAAAGGGUAGUAUGCCAUUGUAGAUGUAGACUCAUCCUCUGUCCACAAUGCAUUGGUCAUUUCAUAAAUUCAAUCAUUUCACUCAAAUGUAUCCAACUGAAUGACAACUUUUUUAUUUGUACUUUGUGAUUACUUAACUUGAGUUAUGUGUGUUGUCUGUGCAUGAGUUCUUCCCCCUGAUCCUCAGGAUUGUGAGAAUCUUAUUGAAAUCUUUUGGGAUGGAAUACUUCACACAAGUAAUCUCAACUUGUGUUAGGAUUCAGCCUUUUUUUCAUGUGAAUAAUAAUCUAGUUGUACAAGUGAUUUGUUGCUCUAUUGUUUAUUUUGAUAUUGUUUCUUUUAUUUUAGCCUUUCUGCUUUACUUUUCAUAAGUGUGUAGAAAUGUUAAGUAAAAUAUUGUGGACAGUUUAUAUAUAAAGCUGGUCGUAUUCUAAAUAAAAAAUAAAUGUCCAAU